Molecule: messenger RNA, 2359 nt
Organism: Microbotryum saponariae
Lineage: Eukaryota; Fungi; Basidiomycota; Microbotryomycetes; Microbotryales; Microbotryaceae
Source: the annotation of a GenBank genome assembly
AUGUCUGCCAAGAUCUGUGAGUGAUCAGAUGCAGCACACGAUGGGAUGGAGCUGUACUGAUCGUUUGGACGCCGGCUUGACGAGCGCUUGCAGACUGGUACGUGGUUCGAUCUGCACCACUCGACCCGACCGCCACGCCACGACCCAACCUUAGCCAGCUCCGGUGCCGCCAGCGACCAGCACGCAUUCGUGGCACGGUGCCAGCUCGCCCCCCCCCCCCCCGUCGCCGCAUUCUCAACAUCGGACCUGUGUGACUGACUUGAUUUUGCUUUUCUCUGUCACCCUCUGUUGCUACUCCUUUUUCGUGCCACCAGCGGAAACCUCUCGUGGUAAGUGGUCGUUGGCCUUGGCUCUCGUCGUAGCUCUCUUGUGGCUGUGGUCACGCUCACGCUCGCCUUUGUCCUGUGCCAAUGUCGCCGGCCUGGCGCGCGAGUGUCCACUCCCGAUUUUCACGCGCUGCGCUGCGCUGCGAUGCGGGGGCCCUGACCCGGCACCCAGCUAGCGCAUCUUUACAACGCGGCCGCGGUCUUGAACAGCAGCGGCUGACACUAGGUUUCGAUCUGUGACCUUUUUUUCUUCAGGGGAACCAACACCGACUCGUUGCGUGAUGCCUUCUCGCAAUUCGGUCAGGUUCUCGACUGCAUCGUCAUGACGUGAGUCUCUCCGGUCUCUAGCUGCCCAGUCCAUGCGUGUGAUCCCGUAAUCCGUUCCUUGUCCGACUUCACUGACGUUUCGGCUUUUAUUCACUUUCACCUUGUUCAGCGAGCCCGGAACCGGCCGCUCGCGUGGUUUCGGCUUCGUCACCUUUGGCUCGCAAGCCGAGGCUGAUGCCGCCAUCGCCGCCAUGCACGAGCAAGAGCUUGUGCGUACCUGUUUCCCACCCCGCUCCUCUCCAGUACUGCACAGCAGCGCGGUCGUGGAUUCUGAGCACACAUCUCGACUCCAAGUCCGGUUGAACGGGCACUCAAGAUCUCGGCACCGGCACGGUGCGAGGUCCAGGAAUAAUCCUAACCCUAUCUGCGGCUCUCCACACUCCUGUCGACGCGGUGUGGUGACUGUCAGAAGCCCUAGCUGCGACCAUGUCAUCACUCCUCGCCAUGUCCAUUCGGCACCGACGGUGACGCCUGCGACGCGAUCCCUAAACACCCGAUCCCAUGUUCUCGUGUUCCCGGUUUCCUGACUCUUCCUCGCGCUCUGCGUUCUCUCUCUCCUGUUCCUCUUCUGCCUUUCUGCAUGUCUGUUGGAUUCGCUUUCCCUUCGUUCUCGGAUCGUGUCUGUGCCCGUGUGCCUUUCCCGCGCCUCGUAAUCGUUUUCGCUUGCAAAUUGCUUCGUUUACUUCGACUAUCGUUCUGCACCUGUUCUGGGUUACUAACAAUCACAGGGUAAGUCUUCCCUGCUCUUUUGCUUUGAUCUCUGGCCCGAGCGGAUGGCUGAUACGGAAUGCAUACAUUCUGCGCAUCACAGACGGUCGACGCCUUCGCGUCAACAUCGCCAACCAACGUGGUGGCGGAGGUGGAGGUGGAGGAUGUGAGUAAUAUCUUUGCUCUUGCUCACUGUGCCGUCGUUGAGCGGGGCUCAUGCGAUACGUCCGGGUCGUGCUAUAGACGGUGGGGGAGGAUGUUAGUCACUCCCCUUUUUAUGACGCUCUUCAUUGAGUUCUCAUCGUUGUCGAGGAGGUCGCACGUUCGGCGGUCUGGUCUCGUCGUGCGGCCGCUCGAGAACUCGAAUACCUGAUCUCGGGUGUUGAGCUCUGUUUCAAGUUCACAUCGCUAACCGUACUCACUUCCUUGUUCGAUUAAUCUUAGACGGUGGCCAGGGUGGCGUGAGUGUUCACGACACGUUCAGUUCACAUCGGUGCAUCAGCUAACCUCUUGCCUUUCCUACCCGACUUCACACAGUACGGUGGAGGAGGAUGUAAGUCACCUUUGACACUCAUGGCAUCCUCCUACCCGUCGUUGUCGGCAGACAAGCUUCAAGAGCUUUUAUGUUUCUGUCGAACACGCACGAUUGCUCUGUGCUCGGGGCAUUGGCUGACCUCGUAACUCGUCCUGGCUCCCACUAGACGGUGGAGGAUACGGCCAACAGCAGGGUGGCUACGGCGGCCAGCAGUCCUACGGCUCGGGCGCCCCCUACGGCCAGCAAUCUUACGGCCAAGGUGGCUACGGUGGCCAGCAAGGUUACGGCCAACAACAAAGUGGCUGUGAGUAGAUGUUGUCUAGUUGAUGCUUGACUUGCAUUACUGAUGCCUACCUGUCCCUCGUGCGCUCGUAUAGACGGUGGUGACGCCCAGCAACCGGGCGGCUACGGCGCCCAGCAGGGCUACGGCGGCCAACAGGGCGGCCAGCAAGGCGGCUACUAG